Molecule: messenger RNA, 2782 nt
Organism: Drosophila grimshawi
Lineage: Eukaryota; Metazoa; Arthropoda; Insecta; Diptera; Drosophilidae
Gene: GluClalpha
Product: glutamate-gated chloride channel
Exons: 13
Coding region: 722-2098 (458 amino acids)
Biological process (GO): nervous system process; regulation of membrane potential; signal transduction
Cellular component (GO): synapse; neuron projection; membrane
Molecular function (GO): chloride channel activity; transmembrane signaling receptor activity; extracellular ligand-gated monoatomic ion channel activity
Source: RefSeq, a predicted model, not a curated record
GGUGCAGACAGUUGACGUGUACGGUUUGUGCAACGGCAGCGCGCAACAAAAUAGCAGCGUUUCGAGAAAGACUAAAUAGAAAAAUUUUUAAUUUUGCACCACACAAAGAACCACAGCUAGAAUAAAAAUAAGCAGAAGAAGAAGAAGAGAAAGAAGAAGAAGAAGCAGAGCAAUGCAAUCAAAUACAACAACAGCAACAACAGCAGUGUGUUAAAUGUUAAAAAUGUGAAAUGCAAACAACAGCAGCAAGCAACUAACAAGCAGAAGCACCAACAACAGCAAUAACAACAACAACAACCACAGCAACAGCAACAACAGCAGCACAUCAGAAUCGCGCGCGUGUGAGUGUAAAGUGUGUGUGUGUGUGUGUGUGCGUUGCGAGUGUUUGCGUUGCGUUGAGCGUGUGUGUGCCUGCGUGCGUGUGUGUGUGUGUGCGUGUGUGUGUGAAAGUGCUGCCCGUCACAUAUCAGCCAAAAGAAGAAGAAAAAAGAAACGGUUCAGUGGAAAGCGCGCAGCGCAGCAGCAGCAGCAGCAGCAGCGCAGCAGCAGCAGGAAAAUUUGUUCAACAGCAGCGAAGAGCGACAGCGACGCCGGCAGCGACGCCAGCAGCAGCUAGUCAACCCACACUUGGAGAGCUCUGAAGACACUUGGACAAGAGCUGAUCUGAAGCAUCGGCCAGGGCAACAGUUGCAAGAGAUAUUCAUAUAGAUUGCGCCUAGCCAUGGGCACCGGACACUACUUCUGGGCGAUCUUCUAUUUUACGAGCCUGUGCAGCGCCUCACUAGCAAAUAAUGCCAAAAUAAAUUUCCGAGAAAAGGAGAAAAAAGUCUUAGAUCAAAUUUUAGGUGCAGGCAAAUACGAUGCCAGAAUACGACCAUCGGGAAUAAAUGGCACAGAUGGUCCCGCCAUAGUCAGAAUCAAUCUAUUCGUACGCAGUAUUAUGACGAUUAGUGAUAUUAAAAUGGAGUACAGUGUACAGCUGACCUUCCGAGAACAGUGGACGGAUGAGCGUCUCAAAUUCGAUGAUAUACAGGGCCGCUUAAAGUAUCUCACACUGACGGAGGCAAAUCGUGUUUGGAUGCCGGAUUUGUUCUUUUCAAACGAAAAGGAGGGACAUUUUCACAAUAUCAUUAUGCCCAAUGUGUAUAUACGCAUAUUUCCGAAUGGUUCCGUGCUCUAUAGUAUACGUAUCUCAUUAACAUUGGCCUGCCCAAUGAAUCUCAAACUGUAUCCAUUGGAUAGACAAAUUUGCUCACUGCGCAUGGCUAGCUACGGCUGGACCACAAACGAUUUGGUAUUCCUUUGGAAGGAAGGCGAUCCAGUGCAAGUGGUAAAGAAUUUACACCUACCUCGCUUCACAUUGGAGAAGUUUUUGACUGAUUACUGUAACAGUAAAACCAACACGGGUGAAUACAGUUGCCUCAAAGUCGAUCUACUAUUCAAGCGAGAAUUCUCAUAUUACUUAAUACAAAUUUAUAUACCAUGCUGUAUGUUGGUCAUUGUCUCAUGGGUAUCAUUCUGGCUGGAUCAAGGCGCAGUGCCAGCGCGUGUAUCGUUAGGUGUUACCACACUGCUAACGAUGGCCACCCAAACAUCGGGCAUUAAUGCCUCACUGCCGCCCGUUUCCUAUACAAAGGCAAUCGAUGUUUGGACCGGCGUCUGUUUGACGUUUGUCUUUGGGGCAUUGCUUGAAUUUGCCCUGGUGAACUAUGCCUCCCGCUCAGGUUUGAAUAAAGCUAACAUGCAUAAGGAGAAUAUGAAAAAGAAACGUCGCGAUUUGGAGCAGGCCAGUUUAGAUGCCGCUUCAGAUCUGCUUGAUACAGAUAGCAAUGCAACAUUCGCAAUGAAACCGCUGGUGCGUCAUCCAGGUGAUCCGCUGGCGCUGGAGAAGCUCCGGCAGUGUGAGGUGCACAUGCAGCCACCGAAGCGUCCCAGCUGCUGUAAGACUUGGCUGUCCAAGUUCCCCACAAGACAAUGUUCUAGAUCGAAGAGAAUCGAUGUUAUAUCGCGCAUUACAUUCCCACUGGUCUUUGCGCUCUUCAAUCUGGUCUACUGGAGCACAUAUCUCUUCAGGGAGGAGGAGGAUGAGACCUUCUAAAGCGCGUCCGCGACUCUGAUAACCAAAGGCUAUGUAGAAUCCAACAUGAAAUUAACAAAAUAUAUAUGCAUGCAGAUACGUAUGUAUGUACGAGUAUGUAUGCAUAUGCUUUGCUUGAUCAUUUGGGGCGAGACAAGGCAUCGCGGCAUUUCCACAAUAAGAAAUUCGAUUAAAGCAAAAGAUAUAUACUAACUAUAAGUUAAAUUGAUCAAGUAUGACUGCAUAGUAGAUAAAACAAAAGAAAAUUUAAGAUCAUAUUCCAAAUGCUGUAUUUAAAACAAAAAAAAAGACAAAAUUCACAUGGCGAUUUGAUGGCGAUAUGAAAAACGCUUGCAGCUCGUUUGUUUGAAUUUGUUUUUAAUGCUCAAAAUUGUUAUUGAUUAAAUAAAUUAUUUUAGGCUUUAAUCAAGAUACGUUCUGUUCAUACUACUUAUACUAGAUUAGUUCCAAACAAAUUACUAUUAAUUUGUACUUAAAAUGCGAUAAGUUAGCUGUAAAAAGUCGCACGACGUUUGUAAAUAUUGUCAUAUUGUCAAUAAGUUUUAAGCCAACUAGCUUAUACAAUUCGAAUUCUAAACAAACAAAAUAUAAAACAAAAAAUGGGUGUAGAUAAUUUUAAGUUUAGUCAUAAUUAAGGAACAAGAAAAACAACUAGCAAAUCCUAGGCAAAUUUAAUUAUUAUGU